AUGGGAGAGGUGACGAUCACGCUAGACGAUGCGGUACAGAUGCUGGUGGAGUUAUUGAUGGUCACUGCAGAGGCUGCCAGGGCUGAAACAGGGCAAUGUCGUGGACCGUAUUGCUGGAUAUACGAGCACUUUCCCUCAAUCGCGGAGUCUACUGUUGAUCCAAACUACGACGAGGAUUCACCGCGUGCCUGUAGUUGGAUUGCUACGAAGAAGACCGUGAAGAGCAUACGUACACUGAUGUACAGGGAACGCCUGGACCGACUCCGGAUUUCAGAUGUCUGUUGGAUCCCAUAUGGGGAGCACCGACCGGUCCAAGACUUCCAUAUGAUUUCAUGUUAUUCCGGUCUGCUGCGCUGGGGGCUCGUUUUUGUGUAUUACCGAUCAGAGAGGGUCAUGCGGGCAGUGUGCCAGCGACUACAUGGACUGGUUCUUCCGUAUUUCACAUCCAUUCAUGACACCGGGCCAGCCAUCAGAUCCUCUGGCAGAUGGUCAUGCUAUGCAGCCCAGAGUUAUCCUUUAGGAUCCAGAGACAGAUAUUCGUCCGAUCACGAAGCCAGCAGUACCGUCGACAUCUGCAAGGAAGCUUGUGAUGCGAUUGCGAAAAGGUUGGAGCGCCAUCUCAACCUAGGGGUGGUCACGCUAGGCACAUCGACACAUGAGGUGAUCGAAGAAUGCCUCAAGAUUGUCAUGAGUGUCAUAAAAGACCAACUAGUAUAUGUUAGGUCUCGACGCAGGCGGCACACGGAUCAGUCGUAG
Messenger RNA from Glycine soja, 756 nucleotides. RefSeq lists its product as uncharacterized. The record is from RefSeq and is a predicted model, not a curated record. The coding region runs from base 1 to 756 and encodes 251 amino acids. Lineage: Eukaryota; Viridiplantae; Streptophyta; Magnoliopsida; Fabales; Fabaceae. The transcript is spliced from 4 exons.